GUUAUUUUUGGAUUAUCUAAUGCUAAACAUUUGGAUUCUUUACUUCGAUUCAUGUCCGGAGUUUUUAUUCCAUCAUUUUAUCAAAAUUCCAUCUGGCCAGAUAGUAUUAAAAAUGAAUUCACCUUGAAAUUGCAACGUUUUAUGGCUCAUCUAAAUGACACUAAAUGGAAAAGUGAAAAUAAAACAGUACUUUAUAUUCCAUUAGAGGCCGUUUUAACCAAUGUUGACAUAGCAAGCAAAAAUAAAGAAAUGAUCCAACGACUUGAAAUGAUCUUGAUACAUUGGACAAGACAAAUUAAAGAACUUUUGAGCAGUCAAGAUGCUUUACAACUUUCCGAAGGAUCUGGACCUCUUGAAGAGAUCCAGUUUUGGAGCAAUAGAUGUGACGAUUUAUCAGGCAUAACUCUUCAACUUGAUAAACCAGGAGUUAAAAAAGUUACUGCUUUAUUGCAAAUUUUCAAAUUUGCAUUCUUAAACAUAAAAAUUUUUAUUACCCUUACGAGAAUAGAGCCUAUAAGUAAAAGAUUUAAGAGGAAUAAGCUUAUCAAGAAAAGAAGUAAUGAAGGUUCUUUACAGGCGCAAAGUAAUUUAAAGUUUUUGAAAACUAUGCAAAAUUUAUGCCAAGAUUUGGCUAAUCUUAAUCCAAGUAAAAUUCCUGAAAUUUUGCCAAAAAUUCUCAAAAAAGUGAGAAUGAUAUGGGUACAUUCUGUUUUUUAUAAUGGUAAAGAAAGAAUAACAAGUCUUUUAAGAAAACUUAGUAACGAAGUAAUAAAUAGAUGUACGGCAGCCAUUAGUCUGGAUAAUGUAUUUGGAGGAUUUGUUGAAUCGAGUAAAAAAGUUUUAUUUGAGUGCAUAAACUGUUGCGAAAGUUGGAAACAAAUUUACAAUAUGGUUACUUCUACUCACUCUAAAUACUCCAAACACGAUUGGAUGUUGGAUCAAACAGGUAUUUUUGCUCAGGUCGAUGCAUUUAUUCAAAGAUGCAAAGAUCUUGUAGAGGUUUGUGAUUGCCAGUACCACUUCUCUAGAGCCAAAGAUGGUGUAAAAAUUGCUUUGCCGAUUUUCAAGGGCCAAAGAGGGGGAGAAAUUUUAAGAGGGUAUUUAGAAAUAGAAAGUAUCUUUGAAAAAAAUUUAAAAGCUCUUAUUGCAGUUAAAAAAAGUAUCUUGGACGUCAAGGCUAUGUCUUGGUUGGAUGAUUACAGCAAACUUUUUAUUAAUGAAAUCAAUUACAUAAAAAGAGAAUUAUCACAAAAAUCGGCAGUUUUGUUACCUUGGUAUCCAAAGUUUGCUGGUCAAAGUCUAUGGAUUAAACUAAUGAAAAGAAGAUUAGAAAGAAAUAUGAUGUUAUUUGACAAAGCCAAGUACCUGCCGAAUGUUUACAUAGGAGAUGAGAUUAGAACUAUUUAUAGUCAACUUUGUCAUUCAAUAGAUGAAUUUGCAAUGAAAAAUUUUUAUGAAUGGACUAGUGAACUUUCAAAGGAUCCAUACAAAUUACUUGAUACACCUUUGUUAAAGCGUAACGUAGAAAAAGGCCUUAUAGAUAUUAAUUACGAUGAAUCUUUACUGAAAUCGUUCAGAGAAGUACAUUACUGGGAGAAGCUUUCAUUUGAAAUGCCCCAUUACAUAUAUGAUGCAUCUCUGAGAAGAGAAGCAUACAGAUUGCAAAGAGAAAAUGUUUACCUCGUCGUCAGAGAAUACAACAGAAUUAUAGCUUUACUUUCACCAGAAGAACGAGGUUUGUUCAGAGAACGAAUAAUGUUUCUUGAUAGAAAAAUUCUUCCGGGCCUUACUAAAAUUACAUGGUCCCAAGCCCAAACUGCUGAACAAUUUUUGCAAGAGUGUCGUGUCAACAUCAGUAGAGUUCAAACCCAACUGGAUAGCUACAAAGUGGCAAACAUGGAAAUUAUUGACUUGUGUUUAAAAAUAAGCGAAUUACAUUUUGUGAAAAUUAAUCAGAAAAGAAUUUAUGAAGACUUUGAAUAUCAAAUUGAUCAAACUCAGCAUUGCAAGCUAGUUCUAUCAAAAAUGUUAGCGAAGCACCAGGAAAUAGUCAAAAUUAUGCUUACUACUUAUGAAUAUUUCAAGAAUGAUGGAAAUGAGGUUUGUAUUUGA
This is a messenger RNA of Helobdella robusta, 2112 nucleotides long. RefSeq lists its product as hypothetical. The transcript is spliced from 14 exons. The annotation marks the transcript as partial. Lineage: Eukaryota; Metazoa; Annelida; Clitellata; Rhynchobdellida; Glossiphoniidae. The record is from RefSeq and is a predicted model, not a curated record.